Messenger RNA from Suillus discolor, 400 nucleotides. RefSeq lists its product as uncharacterized. The record is from RefSeq and is a predicted model, not a curated record. The transcript has 2 exons. The coding region runs from base 70 to 378 and encodes 102 amino acids. NCBI's taxonomy places the organism in Eukaryota, Fungi, Basidiomycota, Agaricomycetes, Boletales, Suillaceae.
AAGUAUCAAGCACAUGAAACAUAUUCCAAACAUUCUCUCACUCAAUCUCCUGUCUGCUAGCUUCUCGUAAUGUCAACUAACACACACUCCAUAUCCACUCUCGAUGGUGGUGUCCUAGCAGGCAUCCGCCAGUCCAUCGCUGAUUUUCUUCGGCGUUGCGGUUUGAAAUACAUGGACGUCGCAAUCGAUGAAGCAUACUACUCUGAAUGCUGCCAGGAGGCAAUCAACCGUGGCUUUCCAAUGGAUGGGAAAUAUUCCAUCCGCGAAUACAUGGACAUUGGUGUGGCUAUGGCGUCCAACGCUUACACCCACCUUCCUGCACCCUUGGCACCACUUGAAAAAGGUACUGAGAGCCUGUCAGGGUGGGUUUCGUUGUAGGUAGUAAUCUGCCUGAAAGCCU